This is a messenger RNA of Acanthopagrus latus (yellowfin seabream), 2642 nucleotides long. It is a transcript of the gene hoxc8a, whose product is annotated as homeobox C8a. Gene Ontology annotation, cellular component: nucleus. The transcript has 2 exons. The record is from RefSeq and is a predicted model, not a curated record. Gene Ontology annotation, biological process: regulation of transcription by RNA polymerase II. NCBI's taxonomy places the organism in Eukaryota, Metazoa, Chordata, Actinopteri, Spariformes, Sparidae. Bases 331 to 1089 code for a protein of 252 amino acids. Gene Ontology annotation, molecular function: DNA-binding transcription factor activity, RNA polymerase II-specific; RNA polymerase II transcription regulatory region sequence-specific DNA binding.
GGAAAAAGAAAGAAAAGAGCAGCGUCUGUGGCUGUGCCGGUCGAGCAAGCCAGCUUUCUAGCUAACGCACAUCCAAAGCACAUGCCAUGAGCCGGGGUUGAAGCCGCACAAAGCUGUGGGGGGAAAAACAGUGCGAGAGAAAUCCGAUGAGAGGAACGGCUCGGAGAGAGUGAGCUGCCGUAGAUUGUCCAAAGGGGCAGCGUUUCUCCUAGUUCCGGUUUGUCUGCCUGUGCGCGCUGUGCGAGUUGGGACCCUAAACAAAAGGCUGCCAUCAUCCUAAAGGAGAUAUUCUGCUGCGAGAGAGCGCCGUCUGCUUGAUGCUAACUAAACAUGAGCUCCUAUUUUGUUAACCCUCUUUUUUCCAAGUACAAAGGCGGCGAGUCACUGGAGCCAACUUACUACGACUGCAGGUUUCCACAAAGCGUCGCCCGCAGCCACACGCUGGUUUACGGACCCGGAGCAGCCGCACCGGGCUUUCAGCACCCGUCCCAUCAUGUGCAGGACUUUUUCCACCACGGCACCACGGGGAUCUCCAACCCCGGAUACCAGCAGAACCCUUGCGCUUUGGCUUGCCACGGAGACGCAACGAAAUUUUAUGGAUAUGAAGCCCUUCCGAGGCAAACGCUUUAUGGUACCCAGCAAGACGCAAGCCUAGCGCAAUACCCAGACUGUAAAUCGUCGAGCAGCUCUAACCCCGGAGAAGGACAAGGCCACUUAAAUCAAAACUCCUCUCCCAGUCUUAUGUUUCCAUGGAUGAGACCCCACGCCCCAGGCAGACGGAAUGGGAGGCAAACCUACAGUCGCUACCAAACUCUUGAACUGGAGAAGGAGUUUCUCUUCAACCCUUACCUGACCCGCAAGAGAAGAAUCGAGGUGUCCCACGCCCUGAGCCUCACCGAGCGGCAGGUGAAGAUUUGGUUUCAGAACAGGAGGAUGAAGUGGAAAAAAGAGAACAACAAAGACAAGUUUCCGGGUCAGAGAGGAGAGGCCGAAGCCGAGGCCGAGGCCGAGGAGGAGGGCAACGAGGACGGUGAAGGGGAAGAGGCAGAAGAGAAAGAAGCGGAAGAGAAAGAGGAGACCAAGGAGUGAUUUUAUGGUCCUUUUUAUGGUUAUAUGGCUGAAAAAGAGAGAGAGAGAGAGAAAAGAGAGGUCCCAUAAACAGAGGAAGAGUCACAAGGAAGCAGAGAGCGUCAACUUUAUGACCACUCUUUCAUUUCGUCAAGAGGGAACAGGAAUCCCUCCAAUGUUGCUGUCAUAAAUAGACAAAAUUCUCCCCUCUCACCAUUACCCUGACAUGAUUUGGAUUUUUUUUAUUAUUAUUAUUAUUUCUGUUUGUUCAGUAGAAAAAGCUACACACGCCCUGUGACUGAUUUUUUUCUUUCAUAGAUCUGUCGCCCCUUGCAACUACAAAAACAAGAAGUACAAAAAAGAAAAAAAAAUGGGGGGAGGUUAGAUUAAAUAAAAACGCAUGUUAGAUGGAAAAUGGCUUAGCUCUUUUUGUACCAAUUUGCUUUGAAUAGUCUCAGAAGCAUAGCCAAACAAGAUCAGAAACAUGACCAACGCCGACCUGUGUGUGUGUGUGUGUGUAAAUAGAUUAUAGCCUACAUUUAAAAAGAAACAUUUCAGAGUAGCCUUUUUUUUUUCUUCUUCUUCUCUCCAAAAUUGUACGCGAAGAUGUAGGCCUAUAACUUAAGUAGUACGUGUUGAGACGUCAUCGCAGCAGUCACAUAAGGCUUGGAACGGGCCCGUGUUGUAAAAAAAAAAAAAACUAAAAAAAAAAAAAAAGAAAGAAAAAAAACCCACACAAGUUUUAUUAUUAUAAUUGUUACUGUUACUGUUUUACUCGUUUUCACGUGGAUGGCCACUCUGAUGGCCAUUUAGCUCCUCAGACAUCUUUUUUCUAGGAUUACCAGGGAAAUGCAAUCGUUUGAAAUCCUUUGAUGCUACCUAAAAAAAAAAAAAAAAAACAACCUGGGGAAAUUGCAAUAGAGAUUUCUGAAUAUAGAGAUUUCAUAUGGUUUUAAUUUUUUGAAAGAAAAAAAGUAAUAAAGUGUUCUAUAUCAUCCUUAUAUUAUUAAGUUAUGUAUGUAGCAUUUACCCGAUAUACAAUAUACACUUGUUGAAGACAAUUUGUGAGUCUUGGGAAGACGUAUUAGCUCAAAGCCAAGCAGACAAGUUUUUUUCUUUUUUUUUCUUUUUUCUUUUUUCUUUUGAGAUUGUACCACGGCACUACCUAAACUCAGAGCCUUGCCUUUUGUCGCUCAAUUUAUAUUCCUCACUUGUGGCAUCGCUCUGAAUUGAUCGCAAGCUAUUUUAUUCCCCUCCCAACAACUAAAAACUGCCUAUAACGCACAUUUUACUGUGUAACGAUGAUACCUGCUACAAUUACGAUUUUGAAAAAGUAAGGGAAUUUUUAUUUUAAAUGUGCUGGUGAUAAUAGCGUAGUUGUUUUGCACUGAAUAUAAUCUUUAUGUACGUCUUGUUAUAUAUUGAUGUUAACAAAUAUGCUCGUUUCCUGAUGUUUCUCCUGUGAAAGACGGAAUUUGUGUGUCCCCCCUCCUCCUCCUCCCCUCAUCCCCUCAUCUCCUCAUCCCCGCCAUUGUUGAUGUAAAAUCACCAAUAAACAAGAUGGCUCACAAUCA